Molecule: messenger RNA, 2511 nt
Organism: Penicillium robsamsonii
Lineage: Eukaryota; Fungi; Ascomycota; Eurotiomycetes; Eurotiales; Aspergillaceae
Exons: 2
Coding region: 1-2511 (836 amino acids)
Biological process (GO): transcription antitermination; DNA-templated transcription; regulation of mRNA 3'-end processing
Cellular component (GO): nucleus
Molecular function (GO): RNA polymerase II transcription regulatory region sequence-specific DNA binding
Source: RefSeq, a predicted model, not a curated record
AUGGCCGACGAACCCCGACGCUCCGGCCGAGCCACCAAAGGCCAACACAAGAACCUCGAGCUACCAGAUGAUCCAGCGAAAAAAGGCAAAAGCAAAAGCCCGAAAGAAAAGAGCGCGAAAUUGUCCGCCGAACCCACACCCGGUCCUAGUGAAGGCGAGGGAGGUGAAGAAGAGAUAAUCCGAUGUAUCUGCGGUGAAUAUGAAGAAGAAGAGGAUGUGGAGCGCGAUAUGAUCUGCUGUGAUCAAUGUUCAGCAUGGCAACACAACGACUGCAUGGGCCUCACAUUCAUGAAAGGUCAAGAACCAGAUCAAUACUUUUGCGAACAAUGUCGACCAGAGAAUCACACAAAGCUCUUGGCAAAGAUCAAUGCAGGAGAGAAGCCAUGGGAAGAGCUUGCCGAGCAACGUCGCCAAGAGACCGAGGAGAAGAAAUCCAAGCGGAAAAAGGGCAAGAAGGGAGGACGCAAAGGAAGACCAAGUGAGAGCCGGACAGCUGCUAGCACACCAGCUCGCACUGCGCCAUCCAUUACACCAGGUCCUGGCGGUUCUCCUACACCCGCCGUGUCCGUCUCGGUCGAACCGGAGAAAAAUCGCCAUGCUAUUGAUUCUCGGCGAUCCAGCACCAAUAAGCGCAAACUUGAAGAGACAGUGGAGGCGGAAAAUGUAAACACUUCCAUUCCACCCAAUCAUGACAUUCAAAAUGCUAACUCAUUUCUCUAUCAGGGACCACAGGUGAAGCAACAACGGGUAUCCCCACAGUCUACUCCAGCAGCUGCCCCAGAGGCAAUUGGUCCCCAAAUCAAGACAGACCCUACUCCCGAGGCACCUGCCAUUGGAGCCUUGGAGGAGCUGAUUCCUGCUCGCAAGAGUGUGGCCACACACCUCAUCAAGUUGUUUGUAGACCAGAUUACUGCAGCCCAGAAAGCAGGGUCCUUCACCUUGCGUGCGAACCAGUCAGCGGAAGACGUGGCACAGCAACUCGCUCUAUCCAUUGAGGAUGCUAUGUAUGAGAGUAUUUGUGGACGGUCGGGGGAGCCUAAUGAAUCUUAUAAGGCGCAAUUACGGUCGAUCAUGUUCAAUGUAAAGAAGAAUACUUCUCUGCGAGAUCGUCUGCUCAUAGGUAGUCUCUCCCCUAAGUUGCUGGCUCAGAUGACGACGGGGGAGAUGGCCAGCAAAGAACUGCAACAGAAAGAUGCGGAGAUCAAGCGAGAAGCAGACAGACACCACACCAUUGUCGAGGAGCAAGGUCCUCGGAUUCGACGCACCCAUAAAGGAGAAGAGUUGAUCGAGGAUGAACACCAUGGCGCGAACGAGUCUGUUUUCUCCCGUGGACCCCGUCGCGCUGUGGGCGAUGACGGCAGUCCAGCCCACAAAAGCCCGACCAGCCCGACGGGACAUCAACAAUCGAAGACAGGGACAGAUGGAUUUGCUCGGGGUCUAUCGCCUGAGGGUGCUCACCAUGACCACGUCUUCCCCGAAGUGGCUCCCGCCAUCUAUGAGCCACUGCCUAGUGGUAGGGUCCAAGCGGACGCUGAGAUCGAUCAGCUUUUGCGCGAUGAUGAGCCCUAUUCACCUCCUUAUUCACCCAAAGACUUCGAUGAUGACGGCACCAUCUGGCGCGGCAAGGUAACCAUGCCUCCAAUUGGAGAGUUCUCCUCGUCCGCGAAGCAUGUGGGAGGCGCGGACUUGAGUGGCCGAAUCCCAUGGAGCCAACUGGCGCCCUCCACGCUAGUUGUUGAUGGCCGUAUCGACAUCAGACGGGCAACUGAUUAUCUGUGCGGCCUUCAGUUCAGCAAGUCCACCGAUGUGUCUGUGAUAGCAAUAAGCAGUCCUGAUCAGCCUGAGGAUCGAGCGGGCUUCGACAAAAUGUUUGACUACUUCUAUAGUCGUGGGCGCUAUGGCGUCAUUGGAAAGCACCCGCUCUCCGCCGUCAAAGACACCUACAUUGUCCCCAUGGAGAUUGGCACUACGACGAUGCCCGAGUUUAUUGAACUGCUGGAAAACAUCUCACUGGAGGGACCCAUUACUCAACGCAUGCUUCUUACCAUUUUCGUCGUCAAGACUGGCGAAUCCAACCCUUCAUCUGUCCAGCCGCCAUCCCACCAGGCUAGCCAGGAGCCACCUGUCUCUGCGAGCCCAACAGUUGCAGCGACUCCCCAACAGCCUCAGUUCAGCGCUGGAGUUGCGCCCACUCCUCCCUCCCACUUCGGAGGAUUCAACCCGAAUCCCGCACCAUACGGCCAACCGGCCCCUGCACAGCAUGGCCAGGUCACCCCUCAACAGCCUGCUCUGACUGGCCUCCCCGCCGCGGUGCAAGUUCUCGGCCCACAAGUUGAUGCUCCCGCCAUCCAACAACUUCUGAAGACUGCGCCUAACGUGGACGUAGCGCAACUGAGUGUCGUUCGCGACAUUCUGGCCCGCCAACCCGCUGCCGCUGCUCAUUACGACACUUUAAUGCAGGCUCUAUUCGAGACCCAAGCAAACGGCCACGUGCCCCAGCAGGGUGUGUAA